CCUUAGAGUGAUCGUUCUGUAAAAGUGUAUUAUAUAAACUACGACCAUUUUGUGAAAGUGGUAUUCUACCGACUGCAUAAAAUGUAUCAAGGCCAAGUGAGCAACGAAGUGGAAGCUCGUUCCUAUUUGGCUGAGCGUUUUGAAUGUACAAACGAGAAUUGUCGGCGUCGCUACAACGUGGCCGAGUGUCCCGAUCUCUACGAUAUGAACACGCAGGAGUACUAUUGUCGCGACUGCCACUCGCUUAUCAAAUAUAUCGAAGGAAACCAGCUGGAAAAGAACUUCCAGAGCAUGCAGGACAAGAUCAAGAGGCAGAUCUACUCCUUGGAUCUGAACGAAAUGGACAUCGGGAGCGAGAUUUCGAAGCUUUUCAACCAGAAGAUCCACUCCGAAAACCCCCAGAAGCUCAUUGAGCAGAAGAUUUUGCAGGAGUAUAACAAGGUUGUGAUGCGGACUGCUUUGGAUUUCUUGUAGGACGGAACGAGUACCACGCGAGCCAUCAUCGGUAUGAGUGGUUUGGGAGGGGGAGGAGGUCGCUCGGGCGGCUAUGGCUACACGGAAUCGGCAGUGAGCCAGUUGAGCAUCGAAGUGUCGAUGGAAGGCGCGACGAAUGCGAAGCAGGCUUCGAUGUCCGAGGCGUUGGCGCUGCCGUCGUUUCUGACCGAGAGCACAGUGGAGGAGACGUAGGCGAUGAGAGAGAAUGUGGAGCUAGGCUGCGAAGACACGCAAAGGAGAAGGAGGAGGAAGUGGAAGUGGAGGAGAAGAACGAUGUGGUGUUUAGUCCAUCUCUGUUCGACGAUUACUUCCAGAGACCUGGGGGAAAUGGAAUGGUGCGAGGAAGAUAUUAGUGAAAUCCAUUGAUGAGUUGAGUUUCCAUCGUAUACGAAUGAAUGGUUUAAAAGGAUACUGCAAGUUUUGAAUGAAUGAAUGAAAGAAAGAAAGAAAGAAAGAAAUAGAAA
Molecule: messenger RNA, 959 nt
Organism: Blastocystis hominis
Lineage: Eukaryota; Bigyra; Opalinata; Blastocystidae
Exons: 2
Coding region: 82-474 (130 amino acids)
Source: RefSeq, a predicted model, not a curated record